This is a messenger RNA of Lingula anatina, 959 nucleotides long. RefSeq names its product E-selectin-like. Lineage: Eukaryota; Metazoa; Brachiopoda; Lingulata; Lingulida; Lingulidae. The record is from RefSeq and is a predicted model, not a curated record.
UAUGACAACUACUUUAGUAACAUUUUCAGAACACAGUUGUGAGGAUAGAUUCUCAUACCAGUGCCAACAAGUCACUGCUCCUUGUGGUGCAUCACCAAACAUUGCCAUGGCAACAAAGGUAUACAGCCAGUGUAGCUCCAAUUGUUGUUUUGUGGGGGGACAGAUAAAUUAUACUUGCCAAGCAGGAUACCAGCUCACUGGAUUUGAAGGCUCCAUAACAUGUAACAGUGAUGGGAACUAUUCUGUUGAUGCAAGUGUUGGAACUUGUGUUGCAUUAUCUUGCUCUAAUUACACCCUAAACAGCAACAAUCAUGUGACAGGCAAUGACACCAGUGGAAGCUACGUGUAUGGAACAGUGAUAGAGUUCACAUGUGAGGAUGGUUAUGAGCUGGUCGGAGGAGGAGGAGCUACCACAAAACUUGUUAGAUGUAAUGCAUCUGGAGCCAGAGUAGACUGGGACUCAACAGUUCCCACAUGUCAGGCAUUUUCUUGUUCUAAUUACACCCUAAACAGCAACAAUCAUGUGACAGGCAAUGACACCAGUGGAAGCUACGUGUAUGGCACAGUGAUAGAGUUCACAUGUGAGGAUGGUUAUGAGCUGGUUGGAGGAGGAGGAGCUACCACAAAACUUGUUAGAUGUAGUGCAUCUGGAGCUGGAGUAGACUGGGACUCAACAGUUCCCACAUGUCAGGCCCAAUUUUCAGGGAAGCACAGGAAACUCACCUCCACAACCAGUGGUAGUAUUCUUGAGGGGAAUAUCAAAAGAAUACUUUUAGGAGCAGUCAUAACAAACUGUCACUCUACUUGGCAAGAUUUCUGAGAUGUUCCAGGCAUACUUGAACACCCAUCUGAUGGUCAAUUUGUAUAUCAUGGAGUGGGUGAAGGUGAGAUUAGACUGCAAUGCUUCUGAUGGGAUGCAUUCAUGGCAUUUAUGGUGUUGCAAUAAUGGUAGAUUGCCC